AUGUCAUCCGAUGUAGCUCCUCCCUAUAACGGUUCUCCUCUCAAACAUCCCAACAACCCCUGUUGUUACGAGGAAACCUUCAGCCCAGACAGACACAAUGGUCCUGAUUGUAAUGGCCCCCAGACCGACCCCACGGACACGGAAGUGCUUGCCGAGGCACCACAGCACGCACAGCACAAUCCGCCAAACGAAGAAUCCGAUCACCACGAGCAGGCAGCGCUCGACGAAUCGCUCUCAUGGAUCGCCAAUACUAAUCGACAAAAGCAUGCGGGCGUCCACGCGCCGCUGGCAGUGCCAGUCGUGAUACCGCAAACAGCACCGGGAAUGCAAUCUUCGUUUAGUCGCGCCUGGGCUCCGGUAUUAGCAGAACAUGACGUUCGACCCGAAGACUUUCUGCAAUUCAUGGAUCAUUUGAAUGUAUGCAAGGCCGCAUCGCCGCCUUUCCAAGUCCUCAAUCUCGCCGGGACUGUCUUGGGCUGCACGUUCGUCUUGCCCCGUCCAUGUUCGUGUUUAAUCGCGAAUCAAUCCUUGCCAGCAGACGUCACUGAUCCUAAUGUCGUUCGUUACAGCCCAAUUCCCUUUGCCGGCCUGGUCGGCCUAGGCACAUCAGUCGCCGCCGGCGCAGGCACCUACGCCACCGCCCGAAUCCGAAUAACUCGUUAUCUCGAGCAGGCGAACCAGGAGUAUUUUGCCCCAAGAGGACUGCUCGCGCGGAUCGCCAAGCAGAAUGUGCUCCCGCAGAUCGUCGGACAGCCUGAAAACGCACCAUUGCUAGCGCCACUACCUAGACAUGCGAGUAAAAGCAAUGGCUCAAUCACCCCGCCUUCUCUCCGUGACAGGAGAUUGCAAGCUUUGGGUUCGCACAUAGCACGGAUCGAAUUCUGCGACCUGCCCACUCCGCAAGAGGAACACAACAUGUUAGACAAGCUGUCCGCCAAAAUGACGGCGCGUAAGACGAAGAAGCAAGAAGAAAAGGUAGUGAAAAAUAGUAUGAAGAGUCAAGAGGAGGAGUCUAAAAAGAAGGAAAAGCUGGUGAAGGAGGAGGCGAAGAUUAGGCAAAAGAUGGAGAAGGCGAGGUUCAAAGGGAGCAGAAACGAGGCGAAGAUGGAGGGAAAAAUGAUGGAGGUGAGGGAGAAGUAUGAUGAAAAGGCUGGAGAGGGGGGAGAGAAGGAGAUGAAGGCUGCGAAGAAAUUUUUGUUCGUUGUUGUACAGAACGCGCAGGCGGCGGCUGCUGCAGACUCUUAG
Messenger RNA from Letharia lupina, 1245 nucleotides. RefSeq lists its product as uncharacterized. Lineage: Eukaryota; Fungi; Ascomycota; Lecanoromycetes; Lecanorales; Parmeliaceae. The record is from RefSeq and is a predicted model, not a curated record. Bases 1 to 1245 code for a protein of 414 amino acids. The transcript is spliced from 2 exons.